This is a messenger RNA of Oryctolagus cuniculus (rabbit), 1900 nucleotides long. NCBI's taxonomy places the organism in Eukaryota, Metazoa, Chordata, Mammalia, Lagomorpha, Leporidae. The record is from RefSeq and is a predicted model, not a curated record.
AUGGUCCUCAGAGAGAGUGUCCCAGCGUCCACAUCACCCACGGUCCUCAGUGAGGGUACCCCAGCGUCCACACCACCCAUGGUCCUCAGAGAGGGUGUCCCAGGGUUCACACCACCCACGGUCCUCAGUGAGGGUGCCCCAGUGUCCACACCACCCACGGUCCUCAGUGAGACGGCCCCAGCGUCCACACCACCCGCGGUCCUCAGUGAGGGUGUCCCAGCAUCCACACCACCCACGGUCCUCAGUGAGGGUGCCCCAGGGUCCAUACCACCCACGGUCCUCAGUGAGACAGCCCCGUCGUCCACACCACCUGCGGUCCUCAGUGCGGGUGCCCCAGCAUCCACACCACCCACGGUCCUCAGUGAGGGUGCCCCAGUGUCCACACCACCCACGGUCCUCAGUGAGACGGCCCCAGCGUCCACACCACCCACGGUUCUCAGUGAGAUGGCCCCAGCGUCCACACCACCCACGGUCCUCAGUGAGGGUGUCCCAGCAUCCACACCACCCACGGUCCUCAGUGAGGGUGCCCCAGCGUCCACACCACCCACGGCCCUCAGUGAGACGGCCCCAGCAUCCACACCACCCACGGUUCUCAGUGAGAUGGCCCCAGGGUUCACACCACCCACGGUCCUCAGUGAGGGUGUCCCAGUGUCCAUACCACCCACGGUCCUCAGUGAGGGUGACCCAGCGUGCACACCACCCACGGCCCUCAGUGAGACGGCCCCGUCGUCCACACCACCCACAGUCCUCAGUGCGGGUGCCCCAGGGUUCACACCACCCACGGUCCUCAGUGAGGGUGUCCCAGCAUCCACACCACCCACGGUCCUCAGUGAGGGUGUCCCAGUGUCCAUACCACCCACAGUCCUCAGUGCGGGUGCCCCAGGGUUCACACCACCCACGGUCCUCAGUGAGGGUGUCCCAGCAUCCACACCACCCACGGUCCUCAGUGAGGGUGCCCCAGGGUCCAUACCACCCACGGUCCUCAGUGAGACAGCCCCGUCGUCCACACCACCCACGGUCCUCAGUGAGACGGCCCCGUCGUCCACACCACCUGCGGUCCUCAGUGCGGGUGCCCCAGGGUUCACACCACCCACGGUCCUCAGUGAGGGUGUCCCAGCAUCCACACCACCCACGGUCCUCAGUGAGGGUGACCCAGUGUCCACACCACCCACGGUCCUCAGUGAGACGGCCCCGUCGUCCACACCACCCACGGUCCUCAGUGAGGGUGUCCCAGCAUCCACACCACCCACGGUCCUCAGUGAGGGUGACCCAGUGUCCACACCACCCACGGUCCUCAGUGAGGGUGACCCAGCGUCCACACCACCCACGGUCCUCAGUGAGACGGCCCCGUCGUCCACACCACCCACAGUCCUCAGUGAGGGUGUCCCAGCAUCCACACCACCCACGGUCCUCAGUGAGGGUGACCCAGUGUCCACACCACCCACGGUCCUCAGUGAGGGUGACCCAGCGUCCACACCACCCACGGUCCUCAGUGAGACGGCCCCGUCGUCCACACCACCCACAGUCCUCAGUGAGGGUGUCCCAGUGUCCACACCACCCACGGUCCUCAGUGCGGGUGCCCCAGGGUUCACACCACCCACGGUCCUCAGUGAGGGUGUCCCAGUGUCCACACCACCCACGGUCCUCAGUGAGACGGCCCCGUCGUCCACACCACCCACGGCCCUCAGUGAGGGCGGCCCCGGCAUGCACACCACAUCUUCAGCAGGGCAGGCCGCCUAGUGGGCUGCAGCCUGGUGUCAGGCCCAGGCUCAGGACCCAGCUGCCCGAGGAAAUCACCGUUUGUCCUGUGAGUGUCUCGUUCACCUGCACCAAACCUUUGGCACCGCUGAUGUCCCCUAGGUCUGCCACUCAGACUUGCAAAUACAGUGUAACCAGCGGC